AUGGACGAUAGCGUGUACACGGCCGAAGCCAACAAGACGCUGACGAUCCAAGGCUCGCGCGUCCUGCACACCCACAUGAACCUCGAUACGGCGACACGUAUGCUCGAAUUUGGCGCUGGCGCCGGCACCGAAGAUAUUCUCUCGCGCCUCUCGCCGCAUGCGACGCUGCUUAUAACGGACCUCGCGCCUGCGAUGCUGCCGCGUCUCAAGCGCUGA
Saprolegnia parasitica CBS 223.65 is the source of this 216-nucleotide messenger RNA. RefSeq lists its product as hypothetical. Bases 1 to 216 code for a protein of 71 amino acids. The record is from RefSeq and is a predicted model, not a curated record. Lineage: Eukaryota; Oomycota; Saprolegniomycetes; Saprolegniales; Saprolegniaceae. The transcript has 2 exons.